This is a messenger RNA of Drosophila navojoa, 2682 nucleotides long. It is a transcript of the gene Vha100-5, whose product is annotated as Vacuolar H[+] ATPase 100kD subunit 5. Gene Ontology annotation, biological process: proton transmembrane transport; vacuolar acidification. Lineage: Eukaryota; Metazoa; Arthropoda; Insecta; Diptera; Drosophilidae. Gene Ontology annotation, cellular component: vacuolar proton-transporting V-type ATPase complex; plasma membrane; vacuolar proton-transporting V-type ATPase, V0 domain. Gene Ontology annotation, molecular function: ATPase binding; proton-transporting ATPase activity, rotational mechanism. The record is from RefSeq and is a predicted model, not a curated record.
CACAAAGCGCCGUUGGUCCGGCCAGGUCGCGAACAAAACUCCGAGAAAAGCGCCCAAAAUAAUAAGAAACCCACAACAAAACCAAUUCAACUCGUGAUCUUUAAUAUAACGACACGAGGGCUCCACCAUGGGCGACAUGUUUCGCAGCGAGAAGAUGGCCCUGUGCCAGUUGUAUGUGCAGCCAGAGGCUGCGUACGCCUCCAUAGCCGAGCUGGGCGAGAUGGGCUGUGUGCAGUUCCGAGAUCUGAACGAUCAGGUCAACGCCUUUCAGCGCAGAUAUGUGAGCGAGGUGCGGCGCUGCGACGAGAUGGAGCGCCGAGUGCGCUACAUAGAGGGCCAGCUGCGCAAGGACGACAUCAAGAUGCCACAUCUGGAUGCUGAGGAGGAGCCGCCGGCGCCAAACCCACGCGAGAUCAUCGAUCUGGAGGCGCAGCUGGAGAAGACUGAGAACGAGCUGCACGAAAUGUCUUCGAACAGCGCCAGCCUGAACGCCAACUUCCGGCACAUGCAGGAGCUGAAGAGUGUGCUGGAGAACACCGAGGGCUUCUUCUCCAGCCAGGAGAUCAUGAACUUGGACUCAAAUCGACCGAUGGAAUCCGAUGAUCCAGCGGCCACACAAUCGGCCGCCCAACGCGGCCAGCUAUCCUUUGUGGCCGGCGUCAUCAAGCUGGAGCGUUUCUUCAGCUUCGAGCGGAUGCUGUGGCGCAUCUCGCGUGGCAACAUCUUCUUGAGGCGCAGCGACAUCAGCGGCCUGUGCGAGGACGACGAGACCGGCCACCCGGUGCUGAAGACCGUCUUCGUGGCCUUCUUCCAGGGCGAGCAGCUGAAGCAGCGCAUCAAGAAGGUCUGCGUGGGCUACCACGCCGAAGUUUAUCCCUGCCCCAGCUCAGCUGCCGAGCGCGCCGGCAUGAUCAAGGACGUGAGCAUGCGAAUCGAGGACUUGAAGAUGGUGAUCAACCAGAGUGCGGAUCAUCGCAGUCGCGUGCUGAGCUCCGCGGCCAACCACCUCGCUCGCUGGACCAUCAUGGUCAAGAAGAUGAAGGCCAUCUAUCACACACUCAACUACUUCAAUCCGGACGUAACGGGCAAGUGCCUGAUCGGCGAGGGCUGGGUGCCCGUCCGGGAUCUGCCCACGGUGCAGCAGGCGCUCUCGCGAGGCGCCAAGAUCUCCGAGUCGACCAUUCCGGCCUUCAUGAACGUCAUCUCCACCAACGAGCAGCCGCCCACGUUUACGCGCACGAACAAGUUCACCAGCGGCUUCCAGAACCUGAUCGACGCCUACGGCAUGGCCUCGUACCGGGAGGUCAAUCCGGCUCUCUACACGUGCAUCACAUUUCCGUUUCUGUUCGCCGUGAUGUUCGGCGACAUGGGCCACGCCCUGGUAUUGAUCGCCUUUGCCGCCUUUCUGAUCAUCAAGGAACGCCAGCUGGCCUCCAUCAAGGAGGAGAUAUUCACGAUAUUCUUUGGCGGCCGCUACAUCAUACUACUGAUGGGUCUCUUCUCGAUCUACACCGGCCUGAUCUACAACGACGUCUUCUCCAAGUCCAUGAACAUAUUCGGAUCCGGCUGGCGGAAUCAGUACAACACCUCCACAGUCACCGAUCACUCCACGCCCUACCUGACCCUGCGGCCGAACAUUAGCAAUUUCAAGACCUAUCCCGUGGGCGUGGACCCCAUCUGGCAGCUGGCCGACAACAAGAUCAUCUUCCUGAACACCUUCAAGAUGAAGCUCUCGAUUAUCUUCGGUGUCUUCCACAUGAUCUUCGGCGUGUGCAUGUCGGUCGUGAAUUUCAUACACUACAAAAAGUACGCCAGCAUCAUUCUGGAGUUCGUGCCGCAGGUGCUGUUCCUGCUGCUGCUGUUCGGCUACAUGGUCUUCAUGAUGUUCUUCAAGUGGGUCACCUACAACGAUAGCAGCAGGGACCAGUCCCUGUCGCCGGGCUGUGCACCCUCCAUUCUCAUAUUGUUCAUCAAUAUGAUGCUGUUCGGGCACCAGGAGCCACUGGAUGGCUGCAAGGAGUACAUGUUCGAGGGCCAGGACAUGAUUCAAACGGUCUUCGUGAUCGUGGCCGUCAUCUGCAUACCCUGGAUGCUGCUGGGCAAGCCGCUCUACAUCAAGGCCACGCGACCCAAGCAAUUGCCGGCGCCCAACCAAGCCGCUGCGCCCUCUGGCGGUCAUGGCCAUGGCCAUGGCGACAACGAGCCCAUGAGCGAGGUGUACAUCCAGCAGGCCAUACACACCAUCGAGUAUGUGCUCAGCACGAUCUCCCAUACGGCCUCCUAUCUGCGACUCUGGGCCUUGUCGCUGGCUCAUGCACAGCUCUCGGAGGUGCUGUGGAACAUGGUGUUCUCGAACGGCUUCCGCUUCUCCAACUACACGGGCUGCAUAGCGGUGUUCAUAGUGUUCGGCGCCUGGUCCGUGCUCACCGUGGGCAUUCUGGUGCUCAUCGAGGGUCUGUCGGCCUUCUUGCACACACUGCGCUUGCAUUGGGUCGAAUUCAUGAGCAAGUUCUAUGAGGGCGCCGGCUAUGCCUUUGCGCCGUUCAGCUUUAAGCAAAUACUGGAGGAUGAUGGCGAGAACUAGGGCGCGGGUCGCACUAUUCAAACGAGUUGUGAAAGCUUUUGCAAAUGUUGUUUCUUUACAGUUAUUUGGGACAAGAAUAAAUUCGUUUUUCAUAUGCA